Molecule: messenger RNA, 3465 nt
Organism: Helianthus annuus (common sunflower)
Lineage: Eukaryota; Viridiplantae; Streptophyta; Magnoliopsida; Asterales; Asteraceae
Exons: 4
Coding region: 1-3465 (1154 amino acids)
Source: RefSeq, a predicted model, not a curated record
AUGAAGAAUGAUACUAAGAAAGCCAAACAAGUAGUAGUGGAUGAUGAUGGGUUUACCGUGGAUAAGAGGAAGAUGGCUCGAGUGGGUGUUGUCCCAAAGAAACAAAAGCAGAAAUUUAUAUAUAAGCCUAAGUCUAAUAAAUCGGACCCGAGCACAUCAGGUACAAAGGAGGUAAAUGGUAACAUGAAGAAGGUGGAUAGUGUUAAAUCUCGUAAUUCCUUUGAAGCUUUAUCGGAAAUUGGUGAGCAAGAGCUGAAAGAUGGCAAUGUGGUGAACAAGAACGUGACUAAUAAUACUGGGCAACAAUCUGAGAGGGAUGACGAGGUGGAGGAGAUUAUUCCGACGGAGAUGGCAAACUUUAUGAAGAAUGCUAGUCAUGAUCAGGUUUCUGAGGGGGCAAGCACUCCCGGUCAAAACGAAUCUCAUGUGAAUGCUACCAAUCUGGCUAGUGUGUGUAACAAAGUUUUUAGACGGUGGAGCUGGACGUCAAACGGAGGUUUAUGUCAGCGGGGUGCAAGAAUCAUUCUUGGUUGGAAUAAUGAGCUGGUGGACGUAAUGGUUUUAGCGCAAAAUGAGCAGGUCAUUCUUACUCAAAUUUGGUCUAAAGUUGAUAAUACGAAUGUUUUCUGUUCUUUUGUUUACGCGAAGAACACUUACCAAGAUCGUCGGGGCCUGUGGGAAGAUUUGUGCCGGCAUAAGCUAUUGUGUUCGGACAAAGCUUGGUACGUUAUGGGGGACUUUAAUUCAGCUUUGCAUGCUGAUGACUCGUCUUUUGGGACGUCUAGUCAAUCGAUAGGUAUGCGGGAAUUUUAUGAGUGUGUGCAACAGUCGGAGCUUGUUGAUGUAAAAGGGCAUGGAAUUCAUUUCACGUGGAAUCAGAAGCCGAGAGAAGGUAUUGGUUUGCUUAGGAAAAUUGAUCGGGUUAUGUGCAAUAUCAAGGAUCUGGAGAUGUUUCCGGAUGCCUUUGUUAUCUUUCAUCCAUCCCGAGUUUCCGAUCACACCCAUUGUAUCUUGAAGCUGAAUAAGGUGAACUCCUCCUUCAAGCCGAAGCCGUUUAAAUUCGCAAAUUUUAUAGCAUCCAAACCUGAGUUCAAAGUUUGUGUGGAGCGUGAAUGGGCUAAAUCUAUUGCUGGUUGUACUAUGUUCUCGGUGACCAAUAAGCUGCUCAAAUGCAAAAACAACCGAAGUAAAAUUCAUUGUAUUCGGGAUGUAGCAGGAAAUCGGUUUGAAGGUGAAGAGGCGGUGGCUGCUCUUGUCAAUCAUUACGCGAUUUUUUUGGGCACGGAGGAUCAGGUGUCGAACAUCUAUAACUCAGAUGUUUUCGUUAAUGUGGUAGACCAAAAUGAUGCGAAUAGUAUGGUUAGACAAGUUACUCGUGAAGAGGUGAAAAAGGCCAUGUUCAGUAUAAGUGAAACUAAAGCUGACGGGUAUACUUCGGCUUUCUUUAAGCAUGCUUGGGAAAUAGUGGGUAAUGAGAUAACGGAUGCGGUUUUGGAGUUUUUUGACAAUGGUCAAAUGCUGAAACAAGUAAAUCAUACUAUCUUAGCUCUCAUUCCCAAAGUGGAGACGCCAGACUCGGUUCUAGAUUACCGACCUAUAUCUUGCUGCAACGUGCUCUAUAAAUGUAUCAGUAAGAUCAUUACGGACAGAUUAAAGGGCAGUUUGGAGUCGCUGGUCAGCAUUAAUCAGUCUGCUUUUGUUCCAGGUAGGCGGAUAUCUGAUAAUAUUCUCUUAACGCAAGAAUUGAUGCACAAUUAUCACUUAAAUAAAGGCCCUCCUAGAUGUGCUUUCAAGAUAGACAUUCAAAAGGCAUAUGACACGGUGAGCUGGUCGUUUUUGGAGAGGAUUCUUUUUCAAUUUGGCUUGCAUAAGAAAAUGGUGAAGUGGAUAAUGUCGUGCGUCACCACGGCAACAUAUUCUUUGAGCAUUAACGGCAACCUUCACGGUUUCUUUAAAGGGAAACGGGGUUUGCGUCAAGGGGAUCCCAUGUCCCCGUAUUUGUUCACUCUUGUUAUGGAGGUGCUCACUUUAGGUCUUCAGAAGGCCGCUAGUGCAAGCUCGUUGUUCCAAUACCAUGCUCAUUGUAAGAAACAAAAGAUAAUAAACGUAUCGUUUGCUGAUGAUUUGUUUAUUUUUGUGCAUGGAAGUACCUAUUCGGUUAGCAAGAUCAAGACCGCUCUGGAGGAUUUCACGAGAAUGUCGGGGCUGGUUCCGAGCCUUGCAAAAAGCACGGUGUUUUUCUGUAACGUGCCGCAGCAUAUUCGACAGGAAAUUCUAAAUAUUAUGCCUUUCCAGGAAGGUUCCUUGCCUGUUCGAUACCUAGGUGUGCCGUUGAUCUCAUCAAAGUUGACCGCUAGCCAUUGUAAAGUCCUAGUUGACCGAAUGGACAAAAAGAUCAACAAUUGGAUGACAAAAACUCUAUCUUUUGCGGGAAGGCUUCAGCUUAUCAACUCGGUUCUUUCAGCAAUGCAUAUCUACUGGGCCUCAGUUUUUAUUAUCCCGGCUCGUGUCAUAAAUGACCUGGAGAAACGUUUGCGUCGCUUCCUCUGGAAUGCGGGUAAUAUUGGUAAGGUUAAAGCUAAGGUUGCGUGGAAUGAUGUCUGUCUACCGAAACAGGAGGGUGGCUUAGGCAUUAGGCGGGUUGGGGAUGUAAACAGAGCCCUAAUCACUAACCAUAUCUGGAGCAUUCUGGUAAACCGCAAGUCAUUAUGGGUGCAAUGGAUCUAUGAUUAUAAAGUGAAGGAUCAGAAUUUCUGGGAGAUUCAAGGUAGGGGUAGUAUGAGCUGGGGGUGGAGGAAGAUUCUAUCCAUUCGCAACAUUGUUCGGCCUUUCGUUUGGAAAGUCAUUCGGUCUGGAAGGCAAACAAAUGCUUGGAGUGACAACCGGUGUCACUUGAGUCCUCUUAGGGCGAUGAUAACUCCAAGACGAAUUGCAAAUGCGGGUUUUAAUCUCAGUUCUUCGGUUGCGGAUUUGCUUGACAGCAAUGGUCAAUGGAAUUGGCCUCAAGCGUGGUAUGAUCUCUAUCCAGUUUUGAUUGGGUUGAGCCUUGAUAUGCCUAGUCCUCAGUUACAGGAUCUAACGUUUUGGAAGGAUUUGGAGGGCAAUCAGCGACAUUUUAGCUCGUUGGAAGUCUGGAUGAACGUAAGGGCUAUGGUUGAUAUGGAUACCGUUACUGGAUCUUGGGCUUCAAUUUUGGAGUGGAUGGAGCAGCACUCGAAUUCAAAUACCUUAGAUCGUGUGGUAUGUAAGUUGGUGGUAGCGGCUACGACGUAUUUUAUUUGGCAAGAACGCAAUAACAGGCUCUUCAACAGAAUUCAUGGUUCGGUGAGUCAGGUUGCCGAGAAGAUUAAACACACAGUCCAGCUUCGGUUGAUGGAUUUCAAGCUUCAAAAGCAUGUGGAUUACAACAGAGUUGUGACGAGGUGGCAGAUCCCAGCAAGGGCGCUGAAUGAAGACCCGGGUUAA